CUUUUAGCAGCUUGUUAGGCUGCACGUUCGGUCGGUUAAGUUAAACAAUAUAAUAAUAAAAGUGAAAGUUAAAGUAAAAAACAAUAAGCAAAAGUGUGGUGAAUUUUGAAAAUUAAAAUAAAAAUUUUAAAACAAGUUCUAGAAAUAUUUACAGAAUUUUGAAAUAGCAAAAAAAGCCAUAGCAAAAUGUAUUUGCCUUAUACUCAAUUACCGGAUCCUACGGAUAAAUUUGAGAUUUAUGAAGAAAUCGCUCAAGGUGUUAAUGCCAAAGUAUUUCGGGCUAAAGAGCUUGAAAAUGAUCGUAUAGUGGCAUUGAAAAUCCAACAUUAUGAUGAAGAACAUCAGGUUUCCAUAGAGGAAGAAUAUCACACUCUAAGGGAUUAUUGUAAUAGCCCCAAUUUACUGGAGUUUUAUGGGGUUUAUAAAUUGGAAAAGAGUAAUGGACCGGAUGAGAUUUGGUUUGUACUAGAGUAUUGUGGCGGUGGUACGGCCAUAGAUUUGUCCAAUAAAUUAAUUAAAUUGGAUCGUCGUUUGCGUGAGGAGCAUAUCUCUUAUAUCAUACGCGAAACUUGUCGUGGGGCCAUUGAACUUAAUCGUAAUCAUGUCUUGCAUCGUGAUAUACGAGGCGAUAACAUUUUAUUGACCCGGGAUGGCCGCGUUAAGCUGGGUGAUUUCGGUCUGUCACGUCAAGUGGAAUCAACAUUUGGUAAACGUGGCACUUGCAUCGGUUCUCCUUGCUGGAUGGCACCUGAAACUGUAUUAGCCAUGGAGAGCAGAGAUCCUGAAAUAACAACACGUGUCGAUGUUUGGGCCUUGGGCAUUACCACCAUUGAAUUGGCCGAUGGCAAGCCUCCAUUUGCCGAUAUGCAUCCAUCGCGUGCUUUGUUUCAAAUUGUACGUAAUCCCCCUCCGACAUUAUUUAAGCCCUCGAAUUGGUCUCAACAAAUGAACGAUUUCAUAUCAGAAUGUUUGGAAAAGAAUCAAGAGAAUCGACCCAUGAUGGUGGAAAUGGUAGAACAUCCAUUUCUGACAGAACUUUUCGAAAAUGAUGAAGAGAUCAGAACAGAAAUAAGCGAACUUAUAGUUCUCUCACGAGAUGCUGGCAGCUUGUAUAAAGAACCCGAAAUUUUUGUAGAUUGCGGUUACAUUAAACGUUUCGAGGGCAAACCGGAACGCAUGUACCAAGAAGAUUUGGCUGCCAUCGAGAAUCCCGUAGAGGAAAAUAUUUUAGAAAAUCUUCGUAUACGUUUAGAAAUGGGUCAAUCGUAUUCGUUUAUCGGCGAUAUACUCUUAGCCAUUAAUACGAAUGACAUGACAAAUGAAUUUCCCAUAGAAUUUCAUCAGAAAUAUAAUUGUAAAUCACGUUCGGAAAAUUUGCCACAUAUUUUUGCAGUAGCCGAUGUAGCCUAUCAGGAUAUGUUGCAUCAUAAGGAACCACAACAUGUGGUAUUUUCGGGAGAAAGUUAUUCGGGUAAAUCGACAAAUGUUAAACUAAUGAUUAAACAUUUGUGUUAUUUGGGGGCUGGUAAUCGGGGAGCCACGGAUCGUGUGGAGAAUUCUAUUAAGGCCAUAAUGAUGAUGGUCAAUGCGGGUACUCCGAUUAAUAAUGAUUCAACACGUUGUGUUUUGCAAUAUUUUAUAACAUUUGGCAAAACGGGCAAGAUGUCGGGUGCCGUUUUUAAUAUGUAUAUGUUGGAAAAGUUAAGAGUUUCUACCAUGGAUGGAAACCAACAUAAUUUCCAUAUAUUCUAUUAUUUCUAUGACUACAUGAAUGCCGAGGGCUUGUUAAAAGAGUACAGUUUAAAACCCGAACGUGGUUAUCGCUAUUUGCGUAUACCACCCGAUGUGCCACCCACUAAACUCAAAUAUCAUCGUGAUGAUCCCCAGGGUAAUGUGGAACAUUAUCGUGAAUUUGAGUCGAUUUUAAAAGAUUUGGAUUUUAAUCACAAACAAUUGGAAACGAUACGUAAAAUAUUAGCUGCCAUUUUGAAUAUCGGCAAUAUACGAUUCCGUACAUCCGGUAAAUAUGCAGAGGUUGAUAAUACCGAGAUAGUGACACGUAUUGCUGAGCUAUUGAGAGUUGAUGAAAAGAAAUUCAUGUGGUCCUUGACUAAUUUUAUUAUGGUCAAAGGUGGUAUAGCGGAAAGACGUCAAUAUACCACAGAAGAGGCCAGAGAUGCUCGUGAUGCUGUAGCCUCCACCAUAUACUCCAGAUUGGUUGAUUGGGUUAUCAAUAAGAUCAAUAUGAAUAUGGCUUUUCCAAGAGCAGUUUUUGGCGAUCAAAAUACUAUUGUCAUACAUGACAUGUAUGGUUUUGAAUGUUUCAAUCGCAAUGGUCUCGAGCAAUUGAUGAUUAAUACUCUGAAUGAACAGUUGCAGUAUCAUUAUAAUCAACGUAUAUUUGUUAAUGAAAUGUUGGAAAUGGAAGCUGAUGAUAUACCCACGAUUAAUCUAAAUUUCUAUGACAAUAAAGUGGCUUUGGAUAAUUUGCUAACAAAACCCGAUGGUCUAUUCUAUAUCAUUGAUGAUGCCUCUCGCAUCAGUCAAGAUCAAGAUCUAAUAAUGGAUCGCGUUGUGGAGAAACACAGUCAAUUUAUUAAGAAACAUACAGCCACCGAAAUAUCAGUGGCUCACUAUACGGGACGUAUUAUUUAUGAUACUCGUGCUUUUACCGAUAUUAAUCGCGAUUUUGUGCCACCCGAAAUGAUUGAAGCAUUUCGCUCGUCUUGUGAUGAGAAUAUCAUGAUCAUGUUUACCAAUCAAUUAACAAAAGCCGGUAAUUUGACCAUGAAUUUCGAGGUCCAACAUAAGGCGGACGAUAACAAGAAACCAGCUUAUAUCCUUAAUCACUUAACAAAUGGUGUUAUAUCACAAGUUAAUAAUCUACGCACUUUGGCUGCCAAUUUCCGUUACACUUGCUUGACCAUGCUCAAAAUUUUAAGCCAAAAUACCAAUGUAGGCGUUCAUUUUGUUCGCUGUAUACGUGCGGAUUUGGAAUAUAAACCACGAAAUUUUCAUUCAGAUAUGGUACAACAGCAAAUGAAGGCAUUGGGUGUUUUGGACACGGUUAUUGGACGACAACAGGGCUACUCGUGUCGUUUAUCUUUUCAGGAAUUCCUUAAGAGAUAUCAAUUUUUGGCUUUUGAUUUUGAUGAAACUGUCGAUAUUACUUCGGAUAAUUGUCGUUUGCUAUUGAUUCGUUUGAAAAUGGAAGGCUGGGUGAUUGGAAAGACUAAAGUAUUUUUACGCUACUAUAAUGAUGAAUUUUUGGCAAGAUUAUACGAAAUUCAAGUCAAAAAAAUCAUAAAGGUUCAGUCAAUGAUCAGAGCUCUAUUGGCACGUAAACGUAUGAAGGGUGGAAGUAGCUCUGCAGCAAAAGCAAAAGCUAUGGGACAACACGAUGUAGCAGCUUCUAAAAUACAAAAAGCUUACCGUGGUUUUCGUGAACGCCAACGUUAUGCUCCUUUGGUGAAUGAAAAGACUGGUCAAAUCAAUCAAGAGACUGCCGAAUUCAUACGUCAUUAUGUGCGUAAAUGGCGUGAAAAAUCUUUAUUCCAAGUUCUUUUACAUUAUAGAGCUGUCAAAUUUCAAGAUUUUGUAAAUUUAUGUCAACAAGUUCACAUUUACAAUCAGCGUGUUGUAGCAGGUCUUAAUAAAUGUACUCGUACCGUACCUUAUGAUCGCAUUAAUACAAGAGAAGUUAAUUCCUCACAACUGGGACCAAUGCCGGUGGCUGUGCGUAAAUUACCCAUGCGUCUAGAUCAAAUACCAUUCUAUGAUACACAAUAUAUGGUAGAUCCAGCCAAUUCAAUGAAACGACAAACGUAUGCCUCAACCAUGACAACAAUGAUGACAAAUGAUGAAGAACCCUGGGAUAGUCCAUUGCAAAGAAAUCCCUCUAUGACUUCAUGUCUCUUGACAUAUAAUGCCUAUAAAAAGGAACAGGCCUGUCAAACCAACUGGGAUCGUAUGGGUGAGAGUGAUGUUAUCUAUAAUCAAAAUUUCUAUCGUGAUCCCAACAUAAUGAGAAGAAAUCAAAUGCAAAUGCAAAUGAAUGCGUACAAUAGCUACAGCAACUACAAUAAUGCAUUUCCUCCCUGGCAAGGUAAUCGCAAUAGUUCGCGACGCAAUAGUAUUAAAAAUUAUCCUGCACCACCGCCACCACCUAUGCCACCCAUGCAGCAAAACAUGUAUAAUAGACAAAUGAAUCAGAAUCAAUCGAAUAUGCGUAACUCAUAUCCACCAGCUCAAAAUCCGGUUAAUGAGCUACAAAAUCUAAUAGGUCGAAGAGAUUAUAAUGAUGAUAAUAACGAUGAACCUCCCUUCAAUUUUAAGGCCAUGUUACGCAAAACCAAUUACAACCGACCUGAAAACAACUCCACCACUUAUGAAUUUAAUCAAAAUAAUCAAUUUCAAGCGCCAAAACUACGACCCACCGGCAGACGCUUUGACGAAAACAAUGCGCCACAAUAUGGAACCACUAAUCGAAAUUUUUCAGCUUCCACCAACCAACAGUCUAGCAGUUACUCCAACGAUUACAGCAAUCAAGAAGCAGCUGCCUCUAAUGAUGAGGAAGAAUAUGAAAUAUAAAAUUGCUAGACGAACAAAUGGUUUAUAUAUAUAUAUACGUUUUUUUAAUAAUAAAACAUAAUGGUUUGGAUUACUUGUAAAAAAAAAUUGAAAUUGAGAAAAAUAAAACUGA
Messenger RNA from Lucilia cuprina (Australian sheep blowfly), 4702 nucleotides. RefSeq names its product neither inactivation nor afterpotential protein C (gene ninaC). Gene Ontology annotation, molecular function: protein tyrosine kinase activity; protein binding; cytoskeletal motor activity. Gene Ontology annotation, cellular component: myosin complex. Lineage: Eukaryota; Metazoa; Arthropoda; Insecta; Diptera; Calliphoridae. The transcript is spliced from 18 exons. Bases 187 to 4590 code for a protein of 1467 amino acids. The record is from RefSeq and is a predicted model, not a curated record. Gene Ontology annotation, biological process: protein phosphorylation.